AUGUCACAUACUGAGCCUGCACUCUCAUUACCAUCAAAGUCGUGUGCAAAUUCAUUCGGUUUGCAAUUGAUUUCGACAGUAUCCGCAAUCGUGGCGUUUGGGUUUAUACUGGUACUACCUUCGUAUCUUCGAGUCACCAAUCAAUCCUAUCACAUUGUUUUUGGGUCGGUCAGCUCUAUAGACCAGUACUUUCUUAUAUACUAUGUCGCACCUCUGGGUAUACUUACUACAGCCAUGUACAUCAGAUGCUGGAACAACGAUGCCGAUGUUGCCAACGCACUCUGUUGCUCUAAACCCAAUCAAGUACCUUCUAGAUUUUGGAUACCCCGUUGGAAAAUCAUGUCUAGGCUUAGCAAUGCCUUUUCUGCUUGCUCAAGUGGUGAUAUCCUAUUAGGAUCCAUGGUGGUGCUAUCCAAUGUGCUAUGGCUGAUUGUUCCCAUUAUCAUCAAGGUUCUCAUGUAUCCAAACGGAAAAUUGCUUUCUACUCGAGGAUUUUUAAACCAUAUUUCUAAUACUGCAGCCAUGACUGGAGUAUGGGAUGGUGGUCUUGCAAUCGUUUUUGCUGUACGAGAAAACUUGGCUGCAAAGGCACUUUUGGGAAAUGAUGCUGGACAGUACCAUCGAGGAAUCAAGUACCAUAUUGUUCUUGGAUACGCGAGCUUUGGUUUUAUUAUCUAUCAUGCAAUACACUUCUUGGUGCUGUACACUGUAGAAGGCAAUCUAGCGUACAAAAUACUUCCCUGGCUGAGCAACAAGGCGUAUACCAACUCGAUGGGCAUCAUUUCUUGUCUUUCGUUAAUUUUGAUGAUUAUUUCAUCCAUCUUUAAAGCCCGACGAUCAAGCUAUCGCAUUUUUUACUGGACGCACCAGCUGUACAUUGCAUUUUUACUUUUUGCCAUUGUGCAUGCAUAUCAAUCUAUAUACCCUUUGAUUGCUCCAUUGCUAUACUUUAUCUACGACCGUAUUUUGCCGCGCUUAAAGACAUCAAGAAACACCACGGCUAUCAUAACCAAGGUAUCUUCGGAUAUUGUCAGAGUAGACAUUCCGAUCCUAGCUGAAUUUAAGCAAACUAGCACCUAUGCACCAGGAGAUUGGAUUAAUCUGCUUAUUCCGUCCAUUUCAUCAGUCAAUUGGCAUCCCUUUUCCAUUGCAUCGUAUCACGCCACAUCCCCAGAUACAAUGACCUUUUUUAUCAAAAACUAUGGACCAUGGACAGCAUCGGUUUAUAAUGCAUCGAGUGUUUAUGGUACUUCUGUCGCUGUCAAAGUAGAUGGUGUGUUUGGAUCUCGCAGUAAAGAGUAUCUUGGAUACAAACAUUUGGUUUUGGUUGGUGGCGGUACUGGAAUAGCAGCACUUAUACCUUAUAUGCAGCAUUAUUUAAAGGCAACUGACGGUAAAAUCACAUUGGUUUGGACUGCUCGCAAUGCAUCAGAUAUCUGUGCUUAUCGCAACAUGCUUGAGCUACUGUCUCCCUCUUCAACACUUAUGGAUCGUGUGACGGUACAUAUGCAUCUUACCAGAUGUAUUCCUACUGCUGAGGUGCCAAUAGAUGAUGACGAAAAACUUGAGAGAACUUGCAUAGAUUUGUUUACCGAAAAAGAGUUGGAUGCCAAAAGUGUUGUAGAAAACGAGAGUUCCAUUUUCAUGCAUUCUCACCGCGUUUCUACCUCUGCACUAUCCUAUGGUACCAUUCCUCAAGAUAAGAAACCGUGUCAAACCAUGUUUGGCAUCUAUGCAGCUAUUCUUGCUGUGGUGAUGUUUUCGUGUGGUAUAACUGGAUACAUUCUUGGAAGAACGUUGAUUCCCGGAUACGAGACCCAAUCGUGUCGCCUUGUACCGCAAAAUACACUAUCAUUCAUGGACAAUUUCAUGUGUUGGUAUUACUAUUACUGGGCACCAAUCGUGUAUGCAUGUGCGUUGGCCACGGUUGGCGGGUUGGUUAGUACCACUGCAAUGAAUUUCUAUCGGGGUCGCGGAUCUUUCCAGCGUUAUAUUACCCAGGAUGAAUCAGCCACCAAACCACUCAUUGAAAGCAACACUACACAUCCCUUGAAUGCAGAGACGCUGCAACAAUGGUUUAGCCCAGUUCAAGAGCGACCAGAACUAGACACAAUUCUCAAGGGUGUGUUUAGUCGUUGCAGCGAUAAAGAUACGGACAAAGUAGCUGUCAUGGCUGCUGGACCUGAACACAUGGUACGCGAAGUCGAAAGAGUGACUGUAGAGGGUGGACAGUGUUUUUAUCGGGAAUCAUGGCAGAUUUAA
Molecule: messenger RNA, 2262 nt
Organism: Batrachochytrium dendrobatidis JAM81
Lineage: Eukaryota; Fungi; Chytridiomycota; Chytridiomycetes; Rhizophydiales
Exons: 2
Coding region: 1-2262 (753 amino acids)
Biological process (GO): defense response; superoxide anion generation
Cellular component (GO): NADPH oxidase complex; plasma membrane
Molecular function (GO): superoxide-generating NAD(P)H oxidase activity
Source: RefSeq, a predicted model, not a curated record